AUGAUGAUGACUAAACCAAUGGAAAUAUGGCAGCCUACAAUUCUCAUCGCCAUCGGGGCCCUCACUAUCUUUGCUGUGAAUAGAGGGCGAAAGCGCGAUGAACGUAGUCGUAUUGAGACGGCAGAGGAAAUGAAAUCACGUCGAGCAGCUGAGAAAGCAGCACAGGAUAUGUUAUCGCACGCACGAGGUGUUAAGGGAGCUCAGGGGAAGAUAGUACUACGCGGACCGGCUGUUGUUACUCGAGGAAGAACUCCACUACGGCUGCACUAUUUCCCCACGAGAAAUCGCGCAGAAGUGGCGAGACUACUCCUUGAGAUAGGCCACGAGCCGUAUGAAGCCGUUUGCUACUUCUAUCAGACCUUCUUGAAUAGCCGUUCGCAAUUUCCCUUCGGUGACUUACCUGUAUUGGAGCUGGCUGAUGGCACAAUGAUCGUGCAGCAACAUACGAUUGUUCGCUAUGUUGCUGAUAUCACCAGAAUGAACGGCGGUAGAAACAGAGUGAAGCAGGCUAAAGUGGAUAUGUUGUUCGAGCAGCUGAUUGAUAUGUUCGAGUCGCAUACCUUCUCCUGGGAUGCUCUGAAGAAGAACACUUUCAAGGAGAGUAUAUUUGAUGUCCCCGACGUUCGAUCUGUCAGCGAGAUGUCACUUGCAGACGGCGACUUGUCACCGUGGAAGUACUCUGUAAUGGUGCUUAAAACAUUUGAACAACUCCUUCGUAAGAAUAAUGAGGAUAGUAAGGAGUGGAGAUGGCUGGAUGGUUCUACUAAGUUAUCCUAUGCUGAUAUCUAUCUAUUUACUAAACUAUAUGAACUGAGUGAAGUGGAUCAAUGCGGACCUGAUUACGGUAUAACUUUUGAAGUUCCGUACUUGGUCCAGUUGCAGGAGAAGAUCGAGGUGGUGGAAUCACCACAACGAUUUGGUAUCCUCACCCUCGACACCGGGGGACUAGGGAAGAGGGCCUCUUCAAGAGCGAGUAAUGAUAUCGGCAGUGUGGAUGAAAGCACAGCUGACGUCAACCCCAACCAUCCCACCACUAACACAACUUAA
This is a messenger RNA of Perkinsus marinus ATCC 50983, 1047 nucleotides long. Its product is annotated as glutathione s-transferase, putative. Bases 1 to 1047 code for a protein of 348 amino acids. Gene Ontology annotation, biological process: glutathione metabolic process. Gene Ontology annotation, molecular function: glutathione transferase activity. The record is from RefSeq and is a predicted model, not a curated record. NCBI's taxonomy places the organism in Eukaryota, Perkinsozoa, Perkinsida, Perkinsidae. The transcript is spliced from 13 exons.